AUGACCGACCGAGCAUGGGACACAUUUCUCCUUCCUGCACCUAACCUCCAACUCUUCGAGGUCUACUUUCCUCACAUAGAAGAGCCCCUGUUUCUGGGUACGUUUUCGGCGGAUUCGACAAAGCGAUUAUUCGGAAAUCAUGCACCCCUCUUGCGCGAGUUUCAUGGGGACGGAGUCGACUUUUCCGUGGAUUCUGCAUGGCUGGCUAACCUCCACGAUAUAGCUGUGCCUUCUCGGCUGACGGUGCCCGAGAUAUUGGAGCUCCUACAGCAUAUGCCUCUGCUUGAAAGCUUUUUCAUUCCAUCCAGUGAUGCCACGGAGAACUGGGUACCGAUCGGUCUCUUCCCGCGCGUCGAUCUCCCAACUCUAACGGUUUUGCUACUCAGCAACACCUUACCGACAUGUUCGACGCUCCUGGAACACAUAUACCCAGCAACAUCUUGCUCUCUUUCGCUUACGACUAAUGCCUACUACAACCCAAGUCUGAUAACCAAGGGCGUUCUUCGUGCUAUCCGGGAACACUUACCCAGAUUUAUCCACAACUACUUUGCAACCCAUAAAAUACAACGCCUCAAAAUGCGCUUUCACGAUGACUUGUUUCACUUUGAAGACGAAUCACCUCGAUUGGCGCCUCAUAUAUUCUUCAACGUCUGCGUACGUACCAAGCCGGGAUCUAGCUCACUUCCUACAGAGUCAAUCCAUGACCUGUCCGAAUUGUUGUUCCCAAUCUUUGUCAAGUACGCUUCUGAUUCGCCAUCACACUUUUCGUCCGUCACUGGUCUAUCUCUUGAUAUGCGUCACCUCGAAACAUCCUCCCUGAAGCAUAUCUACUCACUACUAUGUGCACUCCCCGCCCUUCGGCGUCUUAGAACGAGUGAAGAUACCCUUGUUUUCCUCCUUUCCGUGGAGGAUCUCAGAAAGAAUGAUUCGAGUGCCACCAAACCGCCCAUUUUGUUUACGUCUCUCGGUGUUCUUCAGCUUACGUAUCUCGAUCCGGACCUAUUCACCCUUUCCGGACAUAAUCAUGGCUCACUCUUUCCAUUUCUCAAAGGCAGAGUAGAGGCCAACAAACCGAUUGACGUGCUCGACCUGAAGCUGUGUGGGCCGGAUACAUUACGGGAUAUGAAUUUUAUCGAUGAGAUGAAAGGGUUAGAGGUUCAGUGGACGGAGGACGAUGGCGAAUAUUCGUACAUCUGCGGCAGCGGUAUGCCUGACAGGCUAGAAUUUGGCACAAGAUUUGGUUGGAAUGUACACGAUCCAUUGACAUAG
Messenger RNA from Psilocybe cubensis, 1269 nucleotides. RefSeq lists its product as uncharacterized. The transcript has a single exon. The record is from RefSeq and is a predicted model, not a curated record. Lineage: Eukaryota; Fungi; Basidiomycota; Agaricomycetes; Agaricales; Agrocybaceae. Bases 1 to 1269 code for a protein of 422 amino acids.